AUUUGUUUUCAGCCUUUCGUAUAUUCGAGUAUUCGACAUCGACGAUCGGCGUUCGUUAAUUUGUUUCAAUGCACGUUUAGAAACGUUAUUACUGAAUGAUGAAUAUUUAUGCCUGAUAUCCGCGUAAACAAUUAAACAGUACUUAUUACUAAUUUUUAAUAUUUUAAAAUUAUUUCUGUAUAUUCAUUACUGUUUUUGAUUUUUGUGCACUUUAAUAAAUACAGUACAUACAUAAAAUGUUACCUCUUUCAUUACUCAAAACUGCUCAGAAUCACCCGAUGCUGGUUGAAUUGAAAAAUGGUGAAACAUACAAUGGACAUUUAGUUACAUGCGAUAGUUGGAUGAAUAUCAAUUUACGAGAAGUUAUCUGCACAUCGAAAGACGGAGAUAGAUUUUGGAGACUCCCGGAAUGUUAUAUCAGAGGUAGUAUGAUUAAAUACUUAAGAAUACCAGAUGAAAUAUUUGAUAUGGUAAAAGAAGAUAUAGUUGUAAACAAAGCUCGUGGUCGAACAGAUAACCAGAAAAAUCGUGCUCCUAGAGGAGCUAGACAAGGUUUUGGAGGUAGAGGAGGCGGUGGUAACAACCGUGGUACUGGACCACAGCAACAGAGAGGUGGCCCAAAUAAGUUUAGAGGAAAAUAAAUUGUAUAUUUUAUAAGUUAUAUUUAUGCAAUAUUUGUGUAUAUUUAAAUUUAUAAAUGUAUAAUUGCAAUAACAUAUGUAACAAAAUUUCUCAUUUUUUUUAAAGUAAUUAAGAAAUUUUUACUUAACCACUAAAAAAAGAAAAUUAAAUUAAAAAAUACAAUCAUUAAAAUAAGUAUUGUAUUAGCAUUAAUAUGAUCUAUAAUAUUGUCAAAGUUGAAACUAUGAAAGAAUAAGGUAUUCAAAUUUAGGUAAACAUUUAAUCGAUAAAAAGGUGUAAAUUUAUUUUUAAAUGUAAUGUAAGUACUGAAGACUGGAUUAAAAUAGUAUAUCAGUGUUUUAAUUUUUUAAAUUUAUGCAUGCAAUAAAAAUGAAAAUAUAUUCAAU
Messenger RNA from Rhopalosiphum maidis (corn leaf aphid), 1028 nucleotides. RefSeq names its product U6 snRNA-associated Sm-like protein LSm4. The coding region runs from base 237 to 641 and encodes 134 amino acids. The record is from RefSeq and is a predicted model, not a curated record. Gene Ontology annotation, cellular component: spliceosomal tri-snRNP complex; P-body; U6 snRNP. Gene Ontology annotation, molecular function: U6 snRNA binding. Gene Ontology annotation, biological process: nuclear-transcribed mRNA catabolic process; mRNA splicing, via spliceosome; spliceosomal snRNP assembly. Lineage: Eukaryota; Metazoa; Arthropoda; Insecta; Hemiptera; Aphididae. The transcript has 5 exons.